Molecule: messenger RNA, 774 nt
Organism: Papaver somniferum (opium poppy)
Lineage: Eukaryota; Viridiplantae; Streptophyta; Magnoliopsida; Ranunculales; Papaveraceae
Exons: 3
Coding region: 1-774 (257 amino acids)
Source: RefSeq, a predicted model, not a curated record
AUGGAUAUGGAUUCUUCUGACGAAGAAGUGCGUAUUCAUAUGGAUCGAUUUGAAGAACAAGAACGAAUAUUCGUUCAGGCGUUCAAUCAAAUUGAUGAUGAGUCAGAUGAAGAUAAAGUAGAACCUCAAUUUAAUUAUCAGUAUGAUGCACUGAAUAUUAGGGGUCAUAGCCCUGAACAAAAGGUUACUCCGGCUUUGAAUGUUAAAGAAAUAUUAAAGCAGAAUCAGGAAAGGAGAUUUCCUGGAAUGCUGGGUAGUCUUGACUGCAUGCAUUGGGUAUGGACCGGAUGCCCUACCUAUUGGGCCGGUCAGUAUAAGGGUCACUACGCAAAACCAACAGUGAUCCUUGAGGCUGCUGCUUCUUAUGAUUGUUGGAUAUGGCACGCAUUUUUUGGUCUUCCGGGAUCUCAAAACGAUAUAAAUGUUUUACACAAAUCGCCUUUAUUUGAAGAUUUAAAGUAUGGAAUUUCUCCUCAGGUAAAUUUCAGUAUCAACGGGAAUGACUAUACUCAUGGUUAUUAUCUUGCAAAUGGAAUUUAUUCAAAAUGGUCAACUUUAGUUCAAUGUUAUCGUCAGCCACCUGCCGGUGAAAUGGGUCGUUCAUACUCUUAUUUCAAUAGUAAACAAAUGAAUCUGAGAAAGGAUGUGGAACGGGCUUUUGGAAUUGUGAAGCGGAAGUUCACAAUCGUUUCUGGGCCUUAUCGUGGUUUAAGUGCUCGUGAAAUGCAUAAGACUAUGCUGACAUGCAUCAUUAUGCAUAACAUGGUUAUCUAG